AUGUCCAAGGCGAAGAGCAAGAACCAGAAGCAGAGAGUUGGCAAGUCUCUUGAUGAUACGAUUACGAAGCCACGUCGUACCGUAGCAGAUCUUCGCGAGGAUUGGCUGCUGUGGUACAAGAUCUGUGUCUUGGUCUACGACCUCCACAACAUGGCGAAAGACAAGACCUGCGAGCGACGACUGUUGCAGACGACCGACGAGCUAUACAUCAGCGCGCCAUAUUUCACCGAUGAGGAAGCUGUUGCGAUCAAAGCUGCGCAUGUGGAUUCCAGCGGGACUUCUCUCGAGGAUGCCCUCACCACAAAUCUGCAGACCUUCUUCGACAAGCGGCGGGCGAGCGGCGACUGUCGGCCUUGUGGUCCUCAUGACAUGGUGCCGGUAUAUCUGUCGAGCUUUGGGAUGGAGAAGAUGGAGGUUGAGGAUGAGAAGUCCGUGGCGCGGGUGCGACGAUCUGGGCUGAGGGCUGGAUGA
Molecule: messenger RNA, 471 nt
Organism: Zasmidium cellare ATCC 36951
Lineage: Eukaryota; Fungi; Ascomycota; Dothideomycetes; Mycosphaerellales; Mycosphaerellaceae
Exons: 2
Coding region: 1-471 (156 amino acids)
Source: RefSeq, a predicted model, not a curated record